UUCCACGACAAGAUCGAGCUCAUGCUGGAGACGCUGGAGAGCCUCUCGUCCCGCCUGUGCGUGCCGCCCCUCAUCCCCGCCGAGGUCGAGAAGAUCCGGGAGUGCAUCGGCGAGAACAAGAACGCCAUGGUGGAGCUGGAGAAGCUGCAGCCUUCCUUCGAGGCUCUGAAACGCCGCGGGGAGGAGCUGAUCGGGCGGUCGCAGGGAACGGACAAGGACCUGGCAGCGAAAGUAAUCCAGGAUAAGUUGGAUCAGAUGGUCUUCUUCUGGGAAAACAUCAAAGCUCGGGUGGAGGAACGUGAAAUGAAAUUCCUGGAUGUCCUGGAGCUCGCAGAGAAGUUCUGGUACGACAUGGGAGCGCUGCUGACCACCAUCAAAGACACGCAGGACAUCAUCCGCGACCUGGAGAGCCCGGGCAUCGACCUCUCCAUCAUCAAGCAGCAGGUGGAGGCGGCAGAGACCAUUAAAGAGGAGAUAGAUGGCUUGCACGAGGAGCUGGAGUUCAUCCGGCUCCUUGGGACCGAUUUAAUUUUUGCCUGUGGCGAAACUGAGAAGCCAGAAGUGAAGAAGAGCAUUGAUGCGAUGAACAACAUGUGGGAAAGUCUGAACAAAACCUGGAACGAGAGGCUGGAGAAGCUGGAAGAAGCCAUGCAGUUGGCUAUGCAAUACCAAGAUACGCUCCAGGCCAUGUUCGACUGGCUGGACAACGCCGUGAUCAAGCUCUGCAACAUGUCUCCCGUCGGCACCGACCUCAACACGGUGAAGGAGCAAAUGAACGAGAUGAAGGAGUUUAAAAUGGAGGUUUACCAGCAGCAGAUUGAGAUGGAAAAGCUUAAUCACCAAGGUGAACUGGUGCUAAAAAAAGCUACGGAUGAGACAGACAGAGACAUCAUAAAGGAACCGCUGACGGAGCUGAAACAUCUCUGGGAGAAUUUGGGCGAGAAAAUUGCUCACAGACAGCAUAAGUUAGAAGCCGCUCUCCUGGCGCUCGGCCAGUUCCAGCACGCCUUGGCGGAGCUGAUGGCCUGGCUGACCCACACCGAGGAGCUGCUCGACGCCCAAAAACCCAUCAACGGAGACCCAAAAGUCAUCGAGGUUGAACUCGCCAAGCACCACGUGCUGAAGAACGACGUCCUGGCCCACCAAGCCACCGUGGAGACGGUGAACAAAGCCGGCAACGAGCUGCUGGAGUCGAGCGCCGGGGAUGAUGCCAGCAGCCUGCGGAACUGCCUGGAGAUGCUGAACUCGUGCUGGGAGUUGGUGCUGCAGAAGACGGAGGAGCGGGAGCAGCAGCUGCAGUCCACGCUCCAGCAGGCCCAGGGUUUCCAUGGUGAGAUUGAAGAUUUCCUCCUGUGGCUGACGAGGAUGGAGAGCCAAUUGUUGGCGUCAAAGCCCACAGGAGGUCUGCCAGAAACUGCCCGGGAACAACUCAAUGGCCACAUGGAGCUCUACAGGCAGCUCCAAGCCAAGGACGAUGUCUACAGCCAGCUCCGGGCCAAAGGGCGGCUGGCGAAGCUGGAGGAGGCACUAGCCCUGGCCACCGACUUCCAGAACUCCCUCCAGGACUUCAUCAACUGGCUGACGCUGGCCGAGCAGAGCCUGAACGUCGCUCCCCCCGCCAGCCUCAUCCUUGCCGCCGUGCUGGCCCAGAUCGAUGAGCACAAGGUGUUCGCCAACGAGGUGAACGCUCAUCGGGAUCGGAUCAUCGAGCUGGAUCAAACUGGGAACCAGCUGAAGUUCCUUAGUCAAAAACAGGAUGUGGUGUUGAUCAAGAACCUGCUGGUGAGCGUCCAGUCGCGCUGGGAGAAGGUUGUCCAGCGCUCGGUGGAGCGGGGACGGGCUCUGGAUGACGCCAGGAAGCGAGCCAAGCAGUUCCACGAAGCUUGGAAGAAACUGAUUGAUUGGCUGGAGGAUGCAGAGAAUCACCUGGACUCGGAGCUGGAGAUUUCCAACGAUCCCGACAAAAUCAAGCUCCAGCUCUCCAAGCACAAGGAGUUCCAGAAGACACUGGGAGGGAAGCAGCCCGUCUACGACACCACCAUCAGAACAGGCAGAGCCCUCAAAGAAAAAGCCUUGUUUCCAGAUGACACUCAAAAGCUGGACAAUUUACUGGGAGAAAUCCGGGAUAAGUGGGACACGGUGUGCGGCAAAUCUGUGGAAAGGCAGCACAAGCUGGAAGAAGCCCUCUUGUUCUCCGGCCAGUUCAUGGACGCGCUGCAGGCGCUGGUGGACUGGCUCUACAAGGUGGAACCCCAGUUGGCUGAAGACCAGCCUGUCCAUGGUGACCUGGACCUGGUCAUGAACCUGAUGGAUGCUCACAAGGUCUUCCAGAAGGAGCUGGGGAAGCGCACGGGGACGGUCCAGGUGCUAAAGCGCUCCGGCCGGGAGCUGAUCGAGAACAGCCGGGACGACACAACCUGGGUGAAGGUGCAGCUGCAGGAGCUGAGCAACCGGUGGGACACGGUGUGCAAGCUGUCCGUGUCCAAGCAAACCCGCCUGGAGCAGGCCCUGAAGCAGGCAGAGGAGUUCCGCGCGGCCGUGCACAUGCUGCUGGAGUGGCUCUCGGAGGCAGAGCAGUCCCUGCGCUUUCGGGGAGCGCUUCCCGACGACGCCGAGGCGCUGCAGUCCCUCAUCGAUGCCCACAAGGAGUUCAUGAAGAAAGUGGAGGAGAAGAGAGCGGACGUGAAUGUGGCGGUGGGCAUGGGGGAGGUCAUCCUGGCCGCCUGCCAUCCCGACUGCAUCACCACCAUCAAGCACUGGAUCACCAUCAUCCGAGCCCGGUUCGAGGAGGUUCUCACGUGGGCGAAGCAGCACCAGCAGAGACUGGAGUCUGCGCUUUCCGAGCUGGUGGCGAACGCAGAGCUGCUGGAAGAGCUCCUGGCUUGGAUCCAGGGGGCUGAGACAACCCUCAUCCAGCAGGACCAGGAGCCCAUGCCGCAAAAUAUCGAUCAGGUCAAAGUCCUCAUCUCCGAACACCAGUCCUUUAUGGAGGAGAUGACACAGAAGCAGCCAGACGUGGACCGGGUCACAAAGACGUACAAGAGGAAAGCCACGGAGCCCCCCCACAGGCCCUUCAUCGAGAAGUCCCACAGCAACCGAAAAUCCUUGAGUCAGGCCACCACCCCCAGCAUGCCCAUUAUCUCCCAGUCGGAAACGAAGAACCCCCGGAUUAACCAGCUCUCGGGGCGCUGGCAGCAGGUCUGGCUGCUGGCGCUGGAGCGGCAGCGGAAGCUGAACGACGCCCUGGACAGGCUGGAGGAGUUGAAGGAAUUUGCAAAUUUUGACUUCGACGUGUGGCGGAAGAAAUACAUGCGCUGGAUGAACCACAAGAAAUCCCGCGUCAUGGACUUCUUCCGACGCAUCGACAAAGACCAAGAUGGGAAGAUCACCCGCCAGGAGUUCAUCGAUGGCAUCCUGGCCUCCAAAUUCCCCACCACCAAGCUGGAGAUGACGGCGGUGGCCGACAUCUUUGACCGUGACGGCGACGGCUACAUCGAUUAUUACGAGUUUGUGGCCGCUCUCCAUCCCAACAAGGAUGCCUACCGCCCCACCACCGAUGCCGACAAGAUCGAGGAUGAGGUCACCCGGCAAGUGGCCCAGUGCAAGUGUGCCAAGAGGUUUCAAGUGGAGCAGAUCGGCGAGAAUAAAUACCGG
Messenger RNA from Pterocles gutturalis (yellow-throated sandgrouse), 3654 nucleotides. Its product is annotated as microtubule-actin cross-linking factor 1-like. The annotation marks the transcript as partial. Gene Ontology annotation, biological process: intermediate filament cytoskeleton organization; regulation of microtubule-based process; regulation of focal adhesion assembly. The record is from RefSeq and is a predicted model, not a curated record. Lineage: Eukaryota; Metazoa; Chordata; Aves; Pterocliformes; Pteroclidae. The transcript has 24 exons. Gene Ontology annotation, molecular function: microtubule binding; cadherin binding; calcium ion binding. Gene Ontology annotation, cellular component: intermediate filament; cytoplasm; membrane.